AUGCCCAAAUUUGGAAGUACUUUACCUAAGAUGGAUGAUGUGUUCAAAUCGCAUCCUCAUCCUGAAAUUUUGACUGAUCUGAUCACUUCACAACGACUUCGAGCGGUCGAUAUCCUUCAAAACCUUAUUCCAGCUAAAAUUACAGAAAUUCAAGCUUUGAUCAAACAAGAGGAUAAUCCAUCUUCUCCACUUUACCGCGGUCAAGUGAACGAGCCAGCUUACACAGAUCCCAAGAUCUUCCAGCCAACCGAUACCGCAAGACUGCAAGUAGGCGAGGACGGCGAGAAGUUGGGACUUGGGAAAAUCAUCAUGCCCAAGGACAUCACCUCUAUCAAGGGCUCAGGCAACAGCAAUCACGAUGGUGAUGACGUCAGGAUGGGUUCUCAUUGGUUUGAAGUUGUUCAGCUCAAUCCUAUUCAAGUCAAAUGCAUGAACAUUGUCACAAAAGAGCUUGAAGAACUUCACUUGCUCUCUCAAGACUUGAAGGUAUGGUUAGAAAUGGAGAUUCCGGUCGUGGAAGAUGGCAACUCUUUCGGCGCAGAAGUUCAAGCUCAUUUGAUCUCUCAAUUAACCGACGCAUACAAGAAAUCGAACUCUAUGCAGAACGGAGUGAGGGCUCAUCAUACUGACAGGCUCAAGCUGGCCACGGAUUGGGCCAAGUAUCCUAACUUCCCGGAUUUUGCUGCUGCCAUUGCUGCGAGCGACAGAUUCGACCAUCACCUGCUCCGAUCAUACCUUCGAUCCGUUCUCAUUUUGUACGGAGGCUUGCUCACUAGAUUCGAAAGAAAUUGGCCAAAAGUGAUUAAUCCAAAGGGCAGUCAUUCAUCCGGUGGCAUGUACUAG
This is a messenger RNA of Kwoniella shivajii, 843 nucleotides long. RefSeq lists its product as uncharacterized. NCBI's taxonomy places the organism in Eukaryota, Fungi, Basidiomycota, Tremellomycetes, Tremellales, Cryptococcaceae. The record is from RefSeq and is a predicted model, not a curated record. Gene Ontology annotation, cellular component: nucleoplasm; cytoplasm; proteasome activator complex. Gene Ontology annotation, biological process: positive regulation of endopeptidase activity; regulation of G1/S transition of mitotic cell cycle; regulation of proteasomal protein catabolic process. Gene Ontology annotation, molecular function: endopeptidase activator activity. The transcript has 8 exons. The coding region runs from base 1 to 843 and encodes 280 amino acids.